Messenger RNA from Xenopus tropicalis (tropical clawed frog), 685 nucleotides. Its product is annotated as zinc finger MYM-type protein 1-like. NCBI's taxonomy places the organism in Eukaryota, Metazoa, Chordata, Amphibia, Anura, Pipidae. The transcript has a single exon. The record is from RefSeq and is a predicted model, not a curated record. Gene Ontology annotation, molecular function: protein dimerization activity. The coding region runs from base 69 to 551 and encodes 160 amino acids.
AUGGCUGCCCCCAUGGCUACAUAGCAGCUUAUUUAUAUAAAUUAUCAAAACAAAAAUCAAAAACACUAAUGGACACCUCAGUGGAUUUUGAGUUUCUUUCUUGCCCUGCCCUUGUGACAUUUGAGUUGUCACAAUUACAGAAAGCUGCAUCUGAUCUUGCUUUAAAAUACAACAAGGAUUUGGAUGCUUCUGAAUUGUGCUCAGAGAUUGAGAGCUUUAGACAUCAAGUGGAAGCUAUAUUGCCAGAUGCAAAGUCUGCAACACCUUUAGACCUGUGUCAGAUGAUACAGGACUAUUCACUUGCAGAUUGUUAUCCAAACAUCGAUACUGCAUUUCGCAUAUUCCUGACUUUGCCUGUAACUGUAGCAUCAUGCGAAAGAAGUUUUAGUAAGCUGAAACUUAUUAAAAAUUAUUUACGUUCAUCUAUGGGACAAGAGAGGCUUUCAAACCUCAGCAUCCUUUCAAUUGAGCAUGAGAUGGCAAGGAAAAUAGACUUCGAUGAUGUUAUAGAUCAUUUUGCUGCCAUGAAAGCAAGAAAAAUUGCACUUUAAGUUCUUUAUGUUCUACUGUACUUAUUACCUUUUUUACUUGAAUGUUGAAUGUGUUUACAACUGUAGGUUAAAUGUCUUUGUGUUUUUGCCACAGCGACAUGACCAUUUUUCAUAUUUGCACAAUUCAGUGUAUA